AGUGGAUCCAAAAAGGUCCGUUAACCUGUGCUCGGACCUACUUCUACACCCCAGUGUAUGACCCAUUCUCAGAUGAGGACGCAUCAACAGAUCUGAAAAACACUGAUGUUAGGUACCUCAUGCUGGUUUACAAGGCUAUGGUGGAGGCAGUCAUGAAGGGAAUCCAGACAUAUGCCAACACUCUCAGUGUUACUCAGGCAAGGCUGAAGGCUGUCCAGACUCUCCAUGACGACUGUGGUGACCUGAAGACUUCUACCCUCCUCAACUAUCUGUCUGAUAGAUCGAGUGUCAAGUUUACUAUAGAGGCUGUGGCCAACUGUGGCAGGCCCAGUUCCCUGCGAGAUGGCUGCCACAGUCUUCUGGUGAAGGUUGCCACUAUGACCCUAUAUGACAUUCCUAGUUGCCAUGGCAAGGGCCAUCUCAACUCCUUGGUGUUUGCAGAAUCCUUCCUUGACUCUGCUAUUCCAGUCACUGAGCCAGGCCAGCCAGAGACAAUCAGCAGUGAUGUUCUCGUUCUCACCAGUCACCUGCCAAGGUUCCAGAUGUGGGCAAGUGGCAAGGCAGACACAUUGGCUAAUAAAGAUAUCCAGGAGAGACUCAAGUGUAAGAGGCUGCCAGGCUUCGGUGAUGUGUUGAUGAAUGGAGAAGCAGUCCUGCUGACAACUGGCGAUGUGCUCACCUCCACACCCUGUCAAGACUGUCUGUACUUGUAUGAGAAUGGCAUGAUCAUCCAGGCCUUGCAGUAUGGGGCAUUCUCUCUCAUGGCCAGACACAUAAAGGGAUUCUCCUUGUAUGAUGGGGACUCCAUAUCUAACGUUGCGUUCCUGAUAGCUGACCUUGAUGUGACCUCCAGGGAUCGAAUUCCUCCUCAUCUUCUCAGCUCCAGCAACAGACUGGUCCUUGUAAUUCAUCCCCGGAGUAAAGCCAGGAAAGCUCUCUUCCAGCAGGUGCUGCCUGUGUGGAAGGGGGACAGUGACAUGCCGGAGGUAAAGAGACAGGAAACACUUCCUGAGGAUCUCGCUCCACUCCACAAGCUGCUGCAGAUCCAGCACACAGCAUCUGAGAACAUCAUUGCCCCCAUCAAUACCAUCACCUUCAAGCGGGUCCCCAGUUUCCUCCCACACAUCAACAGGUUCUUGCCUCUCACUUGUGGCCAGCAGUGUUGGCUGGCAUCCAGUCCAGCAACAUGACCUCCACUGUCUUCUCAAGCAAGACAUCCCACCUCCAUCAGCAGAGACAGAAUGGAUUCCAGUAACUAUCCUGACUGGAGUUCCAGGCUGUCACAAGGAGAACCUGGCAAGAACCAUCACCAGCUUUGACAAGGACAACACACGAUGGACAACAAUCUGUCAGCCCCAUGACAACAGUUCCGUGUUUGACCCGUGAGUCUCCAGAACUCCCUCACCUCCGCCUACUCUGCCAACCGCCGCCGUCAUACGUCCGGCAACUACAAGAGAACCAGGGUGGUCAUCCUCACGCCAGGAUACACUGACAUCAUCGAUGUAGUCCAUGCCAUAGUCUCUCACCCUAACACAGAGGUAGCUUCACAGGUCAGGAUAGGUGCAGUGACAGCCUGUGUGGACCCACUCAACACGUUCAUGGAACAAAG
Haliotis rubra (blacklip abalone) is the source of this 1609-nucleotide messenger RNA. Its product is annotated as dynein axonemal assembly factor 9-like. The record is from RefSeq and is a predicted model, not a curated record. NCBI's taxonomy places the organism in Eukaryota, Metazoa, Mollusca, Gastropoda, Lepetellida, Haliotidae. The transcript is spliced from 17 exons. The coding region runs from base 120 to 1190 and encodes 356 amino acids.